Chelmon rostratus (copperband butterflyfish) is the source of this 3713-nucleotide messenger RNA. It is a transcript of the gene bbc3, whose product is annotated as BCL2 binding component 3. Lineage: Eukaryota; Metazoa; Chordata; Actinopteri; Chaetodontiformes; Chaetodontidae. The record is from RefSeq and is a predicted model, not a curated record. Bases 320 to 994 code for a protein of 224 amino acids. The transcript is spliced from 4 exons.
GCAGAGCAGCACGGAGGGCAGCGGACGGGUGUCUCCGCUGUCAGUCACAUCUCGUCAGCUGCGGGUCAAUACUGUUGUUUCGAUGCGGUAAAUAAACAGAAAAUGAGGAUGAAUAUUAAUUGACAAUCAAGGCUUGAAAUGGAGUAACGCAUUUCCCCGCGAGUGGACUUUCUAACAUCGUCUUGUGAUCCUUCGCCGGUCGCAGCAGCUGCUUGUUUUGGCACAUUUUUACCCCCUCUGAUGUCCACCUGUUACGGUCGGUUUGUGACCUGCACACAGCCUCACCACGGACCGUCACACACAACGAGCUUCUACUGAGAUGGCUCGUGCAGAGACCAUCAAGAGCGCCGGGGAGACUGGAAGAGGAGGAAACGGCCCUCUUCCUCGCCACAACACCUGCCGCAUGGAGCUGCCUCGCUCCUUCCACACCUGGCCCGGCCUGGUCACCACUACCACCAUCACCACUGGCUCUGGCGCUGGCUACGGUGCCAUGCACUUCCACCACAACCACCACCAUCUGCACCCUUUGCAGGCUGUCUGUCUGUCAUACACGCUGCCUUACCCCCACCCAGAGAGCCAGGAUGAACCCCAGAUUCACCAGUUACCUGGGUUAUCGCCAUCACUAACGCCUCCUCCUUCGCCGCUCUGCAACUGUAGGGAGGAAAGGGUUGGAGGCUUCUCAGGACAGUCAGACUCGGACCGAGAGGAGCACCAGGAGGCCUACAGCCGGCAGGGACCUAUGCCUGACCUGCUGCCCCAGAACGAGCAUCCAUCCUGGGCUUCACCACAUCACAGAGCCCCCAGGGAAGAGGCAGUACAGCGGCUGGAGGUCAGGAGAGUGGCCAGCCAGCUGAGGGCCAUUGGAGAUGAAUUCAAUGCCACAGUUCUGCACAGAGCGCACGCUGCCCCCCUCUGGCAGGACUGGAGAGACGCCUGCCGAGGACUCCUCAACUUGGUCACCCAGACUCUCAGCACUCUGUACAGGCUCACAUAGAGAGCCGUCUCACCUGUGACCACCAGGCGAGUUUUUCUGUUCAGGACUUGGCUGAACUGUGGCUAGCGGAGGGAACAGCCGCGACUGUUUUCUGCACUGUUGUCCGUUUAAAUCCGGGGGAUUAACGGGGCCUGAAAUCAAGCAUUUGCUUGAACAAAGAAUUUGGGAGGAUGAGACCGGCAGGUGAUGGCGUGGAUCAGGGUGCUACCUGUGAGCUGGAUCAGGGUGCUACCUAUGGGAACCGGGCCACGCCUGUUCUGUCUGUCUGCCUGACAGCCCGUCCGUCAGUCAGUCUGCUGGUACGGACUGCGCCUGACGGACUGAUGGUCACUUUCCUGCCUGUAUAUUUUGUAAAAUCCACUUGCUUUCUCUGUCUCUGUCAACAUCUCGGGGUCAGCUCUUCAUGUAGCAGGCAUGACUCAAGUGUGUGUGUGUGUGUGUGUGUGCAUGGCAGACCUGGGUUAAACACAUGUUGUUCUAGGUUGUUUACACUGAGACUUCAUGGCAAAAAAGUUUUCUUCAUUAUGUUUCAGAGCUUUUUCAUCCAGCUUUAAUAUGAGACGUGUUUCUCUUUCUCCCUUUUGAUUAUGUAAAUUUUCUGCUCCUCUUCUCCGCCGUUCUGACGCCCUCUGAGUUGGUUCAGACUGAUUCAGAGAAUUACAGCAGACGUGAUUUGACCCUCGCCUGAUGUGUGUGUGUGUUACAGUCGUGUCUUUAUUUUGCGUCAUUCUUCUAAACUGUGAAAGUGGACGCUGUGUUCGCAUUGCAGGGAAAAGUCGGGUGUUAUUCCACUGUGGAGCAGAGCACAGAGUGAAACCUCCCUCCCAAUCUGAUACUGCUUCAUUUCAUCACACGAUGUGCCUUUCUGCUCCGCGCUCUGUUGAGGCCUAAAGCUUAACAUCCGGACAAUCAGCUACACACACACACACACACACACACACACACGCACACGCACACACACACAUUCUCUUUAAGUGCGUUGUUGGCAGUCAAACUCAAGUGUCAUUUGCAUUACAUUCAAAUGAUCCAGCUUCAGCAUGGCUUCAGGUCACUUACGGACAGAAUGAGUCCCCGCCGAGCACGCGCCCACACACACGCACACACACACAGUGCCGCUGUACAUUCCUGCACACCGCUCACACACCGUGUCGGGAGCUGGCUGGGUCUCACCCGCUCUGUGUCAACAGUGUUCACAGUUACUUGAUCAUUUGUAAAUAUUCUUUUGGAAGAUGAAUCUAACUAAUAUGAAAAUUCUGAUGGACUUUAAAAGUACUUAUCAAAGCGAGAGUUCACUGUGUUUGGGAGGUCUUUUUGUAUUUCUGAGCGGAGUUUGAAUUUAAAUCCAGUUGAUUUGAGUUAAAGAAAACUAUGAUUUGGAUCUUUUGAAUGAAAAGUAUUUGACGUUUGUAAAAUGACCCCUUCGGUUGUGUGAUAAUUUCCAUUGUAGUUUUGGAGAAAAUGUUGAUUUCUCAUAUUAAGAGCAUAAUUUAUUUUGAAAUGUAGCCUGUCUGUAGCUUCUUUUUUUUUUGUAUAAUUUUUUAAGGUGAUGUAUUAUUUAUUUUUUUCUUACAUUCCUGAUCAAAACUAUGAAUUAAGUUGUAAUUGUUUUGUAACUAUUAGAACAGAUUGGAGUUAAAGCUAUUGGUAUACACACUGAACGUGAAUGCAUCACUCUGAAAACUCAUAUAAAUGAAUUUCGAAUGUUAUCAGCUUUAGAAAUUGGUACCUCUCUCCCAUUGCUUGUUAUAAAAUAUCUUGUUCAUUCAUUAAAAACGGUACAAUGGAUUAAAGCAAUGGUUCUGUUAAUAUCAGCAACGUUACUGAUAUUCCAGCCACAAAAGCAGAAUGACGUGUCUUUACUUGUUUUUUUUUUCCAGUAAAGCAUGAAUGGAAUACAAGAUGCAGUUAUAUCACAGAACGCCACAGCUCUCUCCAGAAACCCUGACAGUGGUGUGUUGGCUUUCAAUGUGUAUAUUAGAUGAAUGGAAAAGUACCAAAUUCUCCCUCAAUAUUCUUUAAAGCACAAAGAGGAUGAAAUCAAGCAUCCAGGACUGUUACCCUCUCCCUGAAAAUCAACUGGCUCUUUCUAAUGUAACUAGAAUAAUAAUAAUAACUUAAAUUACAGAGCUGUGUUGGCCUGUUUGGACAGCGGCGGAGCUACAUGUGGUGCCACACAUGCUAAAAAUCGACAUUUAUGCACUGUUUGAAUUACAGUGACCACUCAGCCGAGCGUUUCAACUUUUGUUUCAGGAAGGAUUUGACUGAAACGUCGACCGCUCUCACUUGGCCUUAGCCGCACUCUUUUGUAUGUUUUAUAGCAUUGGGCCUUGUUUUUUGUAUUUUUGAACACCUUGAUGUAUAAAGUCAGAAUGAUGCCUGCAGAAGUUCAGCUGACACGGUGCGAAGCAGAGAACUAACGAUGGCAGACACUUGCUUACUGCUGCACAUACAUUGCUAGCAGUGCUUUUAGCCAUGCUGUCAUCAUAUGGUUAUGCUAACAGCUUUAAAGAAAGUCCACCUGUAAGUACUCGCUAGUUGCUCACUUCCUGGUUGUUUUUCUUGUGAGCGUGCACUUCCUGGUUCACGGCUCGCCUCCCUGCGACAGCGACGCUCGGUGUCAUCACAUGCAGUGUGUAUUUGCUGUUUUCAGUUUUUUUUCUAUUGUAAACUUUCAUGAAUUUUGUACUUUUUUCUUUUUUAUACAAUAAAGAUAAGGACA